Linum tenue is the source of this 444-nucleotide messenger RNA. The record is from the annotation of a GenBank genome assembly. Lineage: Eukaryota; Viridiplantae; Streptophyta; Magnoliopsida; Malpighiales; Linaceae.
AUGGAUCCAUUCAAGCAAUUUGUGGGUUCAGAAGGGUGCAGCAGCAGUGAAUCAGGAUGGACAACUUACAUUGUUUCUCCCAUGGAUGAAGAUGGAAGUGAUAAUGAUGAACAUGGUGAAGCUGCUAAUAACGGCUAUUAUGCCCACGGAGGAUACUGCAGUGGGAAUUACAGGGAUAUCAUUGUUGGUGGUGGAGGUGAAGCAGACAGCGACGAUUCAAUGGCUUCUGAUGCUUCUUCAGGUGCUUGCCAUCAUCAAUCCAAUGGCCAGAAGGCUGCAAGUUUCAAGCAUGGUGGUAAAGUCAAGAAGAACAUCAGCAGCAGCUUCAGCCAAUUCCUCUCGGGCAUCAAACCAAGCAGUAGCAAAGACAAGAAGAAAGAAGAGAAGGGCCUCAGACCAGAUAGGAAGCUACCUGCAACAGGUAGCAGAAAAUGCCGGAAAUAG